CUCGUAAGCUUGAGCUGUUACUGUCUAAUUGAAUUCACUGGGGCUGAACUAUGCUCGAAGACAAGGAUUUUGAUUCAGUAUAUCACGAAGAUUGACCGUCUACCCGCUAGAGUUCCUAUGCCAUUGGCUACAGUGGGUAGUGCGGCAAGUCGGCUAUAUCCCGAUGGUCUGUAGAACCACAUAGUGUGCCCUCACGAGCAUAGAACACCACCGCGCGGACCGAGAAAUCACACUAUUAUCAAUAUUGAACCCUGGCAAUGGCUGCCACGGCAAUCGUUAGACGUGCUUUGCUUUAUGGUACGCUCUGAUCCACUGCUUUUCUCACUGUUAACAACAAGAACACUGAAGCACAAUUUAGUCCCGGGCUCGUCCAGGAAGUUCCUGGACAAAUCAAGAAACCUUAAAGUCGACAACGUGACGUAUGAUCUGGAAGAUUCGGUCACUCCAGGGAAGAAAGCAGAAGCUCGAAAGACGCUGCGAGACUUCUUACACCAAGACCGAGCGGAAGGCAUCACGGAACAAGCUGUCCGCAUCAAUGCCGUUGAGACAGGCAUGGCCCUUGAUGACUUGUCGGAAGUGCUUAAAGCUCCGAAUCUGGAUGCCAUUGUUGUCCCGAAGGUGGAUCGACCAUCAGAUUUGCACUUCGUAACGGAUGUUAUUCGGCAUGUGCUGCCGGAGAGACAUCCCUCAACCUUGGACGCGUCCUCAAACCCAAUCAAGCUCAUUGCGCUAAUCGAAUCUGCUAAAUCACUUUCGAAUCUAAACGACAUUUGCAAAGCCUCGCCGUACCUUUCUGGCCUAGUCUUUGCCGCUGAAGAUUUCGCCAAGGACAUGUCGCUCACACGGACUCCUUCGCUGACAGAGUUUUUGUACGCCCGUAGUGCCAUUGCCACAGCUGCGAGAGCGCACGAUCUGCCAUCCACCAUUGACUUGGUGUGCACGGCGUUCAGAGGCGAAGAGGGCCUUAGGACGUUGCAGGAAGAAUGCGAGGGGGGUAAGAGGCUGGGUUUUAAUGGCAAACAAUGUAUUCAUCCAACCCAAGUCGAGAUAGCUCAGAGGAUAUUUAGUCCAAGUGAAAAGGAAGUCGAAUGGGCCGUGAGAGUGGUGAUAGCAGAUGAGAAAGCUGACGCCCAGGGACGGGGUGCCUGGACUUUAGACGGCGCAAUGAUUGAUGUUCCAGUGGUGAGGAAAGCUAAGAAUAUCGUGAAGAAAGCUGAGCUCUGUGGGAUAAACGUGGAAGAAGUUCGCGCGAAAUGGAAGGACCAGGAGCCAGAGUGAAGAAGAAAAUGGCACACUUGAAAGAAACUAUCUGUAGACUGUACAAAGAUUUCACAUUGAGCGUGAAAUGCUCGCUGAUCUGUUCUACAUACAAAGGAAAAAGUUCUUUUCA
Molecule: messenger RNA, 1390 nt
Organism: Verruconis gallopava
Lineage: Eukaryota; Fungi; Ascomycota; Dothideomycetes; Venturiales; Sympoventuriaceae
Exons: 2
Coding region: 295-1278 (327 amino acids)
Biological process (GO): oxaloacetate metabolic process
Molecular function (GO): catalytic activity; magnesium ion binding
Source: RefSeq, a predicted model, not a curated record